CGAAGGCGAUUUGGGGAUUAUAUCCUAGAUUGGAUUGAGUUAAAACCAAAAGUACAAGUAUAUUGGAAUACUGUACUACAGAUACUCGAGGGCCACUCUGCCGGGGUUAGCUCCAUGGCCUUUUCACGCGACGGCAAGCAGGUCGUAUCGGGCUCGCUCAAUAAGACGGUGCGGCUCUGGGACGCCGCUAUGGGCAAAGUACAGUGGACGCUCGAAGGCCACUCUGCCGGGGUCAGCUCCGUAGCCUUCUCACGCGACUAUAAGCUACUACCUACCUUACGUGUGUCUAAUUAUUGGGUAGCAGAAGGUGAAGCGAAUAUUCUCUGGCUACCUUCUAAUUACCGAUUUAUAUAA
Messenger RNA from Hyaloscypha bicolor E, 354 nucleotides. RefSeq lists its product as uncharacterized. Gene Ontology annotation, cellular component: transcription repressor complex; nucleus. The annotation marks the transcript as partial. The record is from RefSeq and is a predicted model, not a curated record. Gene Ontology annotation, molecular function: protein binding. Lineage: Eukaryota; Fungi; Ascomycota; Leotiomycetes; Helotiales; Hyaloscyphaceae. Gene Ontology annotation, biological process: negative regulation of transcription by RNA polymerase II. The transcript has a single exon.